Molecule: messenger RNA, 3220 nt
Organism: Pongo pygmaeus (Bornean orangutan)
Lineage: Eukaryota; Metazoa; Chordata; Mammalia; Primates; Hominidae
Exons: 3
Coding region: 1-630 (209 amino acids)
Source: RefSeq, a predicted model, not a curated record
AUGGGUUAUACUCCCUGCACAACCUGGGUCUGCCUUCUUCUCCAGCAGCCUAUUCACCUGUCACCAUCUGUCCCUGUCCCCAUCCCCCCUCUCCCACUGGCUUUCGGUGUCUUUAGCUCACUUCUCUCUCUGUCUCUCACCUGUAGGCCUUUGCAGGCGGGACCCGACCGGAAGCAAACUUUUAGGCAACAACAUUUCCUCCAGUUCCUCUCCUCUUCCCCACCAGGGUCCUCAGCCACACACCCCGAGCCCUGCCUGCGGGCCCAGCCCCCCCAUUUCCGGAGCCUGCGCCCCGGACCCAGCGGGGGCCGAUCCCUGGGAAAGGCCUGGCUUCCUUUUCCUUCCUGUCCCUGCCCCACCUCCGCCGGGCUCCACAGCCGCCGGGAGUCCAGGGCCGAGACGGGAGGAGGGUACCCACCUGGUCGGUGUCACAUGCUGCUUCGGCCCCAGCGUCCCCUCCAGGUCCCGGCGCCGGCCGCAGUCCCCAGCGCCGUCCCCAGCGCAGGCCCGGCCGCCCCACCCGCGGCCCGCCCCUGGCCGCCCGACGGGAGGGAGGGAUCGGGUUCUCCUAGGAAGUUUCAGUCUCGGAUAUGUCUUUAUCAGGAGUAUGAAAACGGACUAAUACAGUAAAUUGGUACCAGUGGAGUGGGGCGCUACUGAAAAGAUACCUGAAAAUGUGGAAGUGACUUUGGAACUGGGUAACAGGCAGCGAUUGAAACAGUUUGGAGGGCUCAGAAGAAGACAAGAAAAUGUGGGAAAGUUUGGAACUUCCUAAAGACUUAUUGAAUGGCUUUGACAAAAAUGCUGAUACUGAUAUGGACAAUAAGGUCCAGGCUGAGGUGGUCUCAGAUGGAGAUGAGGAACUUGUAGGGAACUGGAGCAAAGAUGACUGUUGUUAUGUUUUAGCAAAGAGACUGGUGGCAUUUUGCCCUGCCAUAGAGAUUUGUGGAACUUUGAACUUGAGAGAGAUGAUUUAGGGUAUCUGGCGGAAGAAAUUUCUAAGCAGCAAAACAUUCAAGAGGUGAUUUGGGUGCUGUUAAAAGCAUUUCAUUUUAAAAGGGAAACAGCAUAAAAGUUUGGAAAAUUUGCAGCCAAUUGAUGCGGCAGAAGAGAGAAACCUGUUUUUUGAGAAGAAAUUCAAGCUGGCUGCAGAAAUUUGCAUAAGUUACAUGGAGCUGAAUGUUAAUCUCCAAGACAAUGGGGAAAAUGUCUCCAGGGCAUGUCACAGGUCUUCAUGGAAGCCCCUCCCAUCACAGACCCUGAAGACUAGGAGGAAAAAAUGGUUUUGUGGGCCAGGCCCAGGGUCCCCAUGCUGUGUGCAGCCUAGGGACUUGGUGCCCUGCAUCCUAGCUGCUCCAGCCAUUGCUGAAAGGGCCAAGGUACAGCUCUGCCCAUGGUUUCAGAGGGUGCAAGCCUCAAACCUUGGCAGCUUCCCUGUGGUGUGAGCCUGCAGGUGCAUGGAAGUCAAGAAUUGAGGUUUGGGAACCUCCACCUAGAUUUCAGAAGAUGUAUGGAAUCGCCUGGAUGCCCAGGCAAAAGUUUGCUCCAGGGGCAGGGCCCUCUUGGAGAACCUCUGCUAAGGCAGUGUGAAGGGAAAUGUGGGGUUGGAGCCCCUACACAGAAUCCCUACUGGGGCACCACCUAGUGGAGCUGUGCGAAGAGGGCCACCGUCCUCCAGACCCCAGAAUGGUAGAUCCACCGACAGCUUGUACUGUGCACCUGGAAAAGCCGCAGACCCUCAACGCCAGCCCGUGAAAGCAGCCAGGAGCAGGAGCUAUACCCUGCGAAGCCACAGGGGCAGAGCUGCCCAAGACUAUGGGAACCUACCUCUUGCAUCAGUGUGACCUGGAUGUGAGGCAUGGAGUCAGAGGCGAUCAUUUUGGAACGUUGUAAUUUGACUGCCUCGCUGGAUUUUGGACUUGGCAUGGGGCCUGUAACACCUUUGUUUUGGGCAGUUUCUCCCAUUUGUAAUGGCUGUAUUUCCCCAAACCUGUACCCCCAUUGUAUGUAGGAAGUAACUAGCUUGCUUUUGAUUUUACAGGAUCAUGGGUGGAAGGGACUUGCCUUGUCUCAGAUGAGACUGGACUAUGGACUUUUGGGUUAAUGCUGAGAUGAGUAAGACUUUGGGGGACUGUUUGGAAGGCAUGAUUGGUUUUGAAAUGUGCGAACAUGAGAUUUGGAGGGGCCAGGGGCAGAAUGAUAUGGUUUGGCUGUGGCCCCACCCAAAUCUCAACUUGAAUUGUUAUCUCCCAGAAUUCCCAGGUGUUGUUGGAGGGACCCAGGGGGAGGUAACUGAAUCAUGGGGGCCGGUCUUUCCCAUGCUAUUCUUGUGAUAGUGAAUAAGUCUCAGGAGAUCUGAUGGGUUUAUCAGGGGUUUCUGCUUUUGUUUCUCUCUCAUUUUCUCUUGCCGCUGCCAUAUAAGAAGUGCCUUUUGCCUUCCACCGUGAUUCUGAGGCCUCCCCCGCCAUGUGCAACUGUAAGUCCAAUUAAACCUCUUUUUCUCCCCAGUCUCGGGUAUGUCUUUAUCAGCAGUGUGAAAAUGGACUAACACGAUCACCUUCUUCUUUGUUCUCCUAUUUCAUCUCUAAUUUUUUUUGGCAUUUGGGGGGUGCUAUACAUUUCAAAAGUUGAGGACUCACUAAUUCUACUACUCACUGUAUAUCAAGGUAAUCUGUCAGGGGUUUGGUUUUAUAUAAGAAACAAAUGAGUCCCCAGAACAUACAAGUUAAGAUUAUUCAAUCAAGGGAGGCAGUCGUUACCCUUUAACCUCUGAAAGAAAACUGCAGGUAGGCAUCAAACUAACCCUGAGAUAGGAGAGAGUAGAAAUUCCCACACCCAGUGAAUUGUAGGACAUUAGGUAAUUAUUGAUGGGAAGUAUAUUUGAGUGGGGAACUGAAUUUCAACUGACUUUUAUCCUUGAAGAUGGUGCUUCUAUUUUCUCAAGUUAGAAGGUUAUGAAAAUUGCAUCUGAACAACAAGUUGUAUUAGCAUAAGUUCUAGAAGAAACUGAGAAAGCAAGGCUAGUCUGAUGAAAAUUUAUACCGCUCUCAUUUCCCUUCUGAAUUGGAGAAUAGAAUUGAAUAGCAAAAUUGUAACCUACCUUUCAAAGAUGCAUUGUAUAGUGAAGUAUAUUUUGUGAACUUUCAUAUCUUCUUAUUUUUCUAUUGCCCUAUUUUAAAAUCUAUCUUGAAUUUAUUAAAUGUAUAUGUCUCUGUUUAUA